AUGCUGGACAUUAUCUCAGAAAGCAGGCCGAAUGGCCUGGGAACUCUUGGACUUGCUGUUGCUACCUUUGCAACCUAUCUCGUCUUGAAUGCCCUCUACAACCUUUACCUACAUCCUUUGCGAAACUUCCCUGGACCGAAGCUAGCAGCUAUUGGUCCUUACUAUGAAUUCUACUAUGAUGUCAUAAAGGAUGGAAUGUUUUUAUGGGAGAUGGAGAGGAUGCACCAAGUGUACGGUCCUAUUGUUCGAGUCAAUGCCAACGAGCUUCACAUUCGUGAUCCACACUACUACAGCACCGUGUAUGCUGGCAACCACCGAAGCACAGACAAAUACUACGAUGCAGUGGCCGCGUUUUCGGUCCCGCAAGCCAGCCUCGCUACCAUACACCAUAAAGUCCAUCGGUUACGGCGCUCGAUUCUGAGCCCGUACUUUUCCAAGGCUGCCGUUACUCGGCUUGAAUCAGCUAUCAACGAGCGGAUCGAGCGGAUGUGUUCGUGCUUAGAGGAGACCAUGCAACGUGGAGAGGUUGUUGAUUUAGACGCUGGAUUUGCCGCCCUCACUGCCGACAUCGUGACGACGUAUUUCUAUGGACAGAACUUUGACUAUCUUGGGAAUGAAGGUUUCAAGUUCGAAGUGAGAGAAGCUAUUCUAGGGCUGAUUCAGUUCUACCAUUUUACGAGGUUCUUUCCAUGGGUCGCAAAUACCAUCAAGAAAUUGCCUAUUCCGAUCAUGCGGUUGAUCCAUCCAGGGGCCUCGUAUCUUGUCUCCUCUCAGGAGGAUAUCAAGACCAGCAUUCGCGCAUCUCUGGACAACGGAGACAAAGCAGAGGCCAAGUCCGUGAUUGUGCAAGCACUAGAAGACCCGACCAUUCCCCCCCAGGAGAGAACACUCGACCGCCUAGGAGAUGAAGGUACAACGAUCAUCUUCGCAGGCACGGAAACAACGGCAAGAGCUCUCAGUGUUGGCAUGUUCCAUAUCUUGAACGACAAGACCAUUCUAAAUAAGCUGCGCGAGGAGUUAGACACUGUGCCGAGUGUGGAGAACGGUGUCUACUCCCAUGUUCAACUCGAAUGUCUCCCUUAUCUGACCGGAGCGGUUCAAGAGAGUCUUCGGCUUUCCCAUGGCCCAGCAAUCCGACUCCCCAGAGUUGCGAAUGACAAGGCAUUGGAGUACGGUGACUAUAUAAUACCGCCGGGUACUCCUGUCAGUCUAUGUACCGUCCUUGUCCACCAGGACCCGUCUAUCUUCCCAGACCCCCAUCGGUUUGAUCCUGAGCGCUGGAUCAGAGCGUCUAAGGAGGGUAUCAACCUUGAUAAGUUCAUCGCUGCUUUUACGAAGGGCACUAGACAGUGUCUCGGAAUCAAUUUGGCAUACGCGGAAAUGUACAUGACCUUUGCCAAACUCAUUCGCACCUUCAAUAUGGAGAUAUACGACACCACGGUAGAUGAUCUCACGGUGCAUCAUAUUCGACUGACCGGAGCACCGAAGCACGGAACAGGGGAGGUGAAGGUAAAAGUUACGGAAAGGAUAUGA
Aspergillus caelatus is the source of this 1533-nucleotide messenger RNA. Its product is annotated as cytochrome P450. The transcript has 5 exons. Lineage: Eukaryota; Fungi; Ascomycota; Eurotiomycetes; Eurotiales; Aspergillaceae. The record is from RefSeq and is a predicted model, not a curated record. The coding region runs from base 1 to 1533 and encodes 510 amino acids. Gene Ontology annotation, molecular function: heme binding; oxidoreductase activity, acting on paired donors, with incorporation or reduction of molecular oxygen; iron ion binding.